Molecule: messenger RNA, 1235 nt
Organism: Momordica charantia (bitter melon)
Lineage: Eukaryota; Viridiplantae; Streptophyta; Magnoliopsida; Cucurbitales; Cucurbitaceae
Gene: ECHIA
Product: enoyl-CoA hydratase/isomerase A
Cellular component (GO): peroxisome
Source: RefSeq, a predicted model, not a curated record
CAAGGCUGUAUUUACUGGAGAGUUCCUAUCUCUGAGUUUAUCCACUUUCUGCACAAUUGCAAUUGCGCCACUGGAGGCUAACGUCAGAUAUGAGAUUUCUACGUUUCUCGAUGCCAUCUCUUCACUGAACCGCGCCAUAUCGCACCCAAUUCCAGUACAAUAACCCAUUUUAAUUCUGCUUUGCUUCACGAUUCUUUGGCCGGAAUGGAUCCUUCUUCGCCGGAGAAGCUCAUACUCGUUGACCGAGAGCCAAACGGGAUCGCAUUUGUUACUAUUAACCGUCCCAAGUCGCUGAAUUCGUUAACCAGACCCAUGAUUGUAGAUUUGGCCCACGCGAUUAAGAGCUUGGACCGCGACCAGUCGGUGCGGGUCAUCGUGCUCUCGGGAUCAGGGCGAGCCUUCUGUUCCGGUGUAGACCUUAGUGCGGCGGAGGAGGUGUUCAAGGGGGAUGUGAAGGACGUUGAAUCCGAUCCGGUUCUGCAAAUGGAACGCUGCCGGAAGCCGAUCAUCGGAGCGAUUGCGGGGUUCGCGAUCACCGCUGGGUUCGAGAUCGCUCUGGCUUGCGACAUACUUAUCGCUGCCAAAGGGGCUAAGUUCAUCGACACUCAUGCUAGAUUUGGGAUAUUUCCUUCGUGGGGAUUGUCUCAGAAGCUCUCACGGAUCAUUGGAGUUAACAAAGCUCGUGAAGUAUCCCUAACGGCGAUGCCUCUAACUGCAGAGGAAGCAGAGAGGAGGGGUUUGGUGAAUCACGUGGUGGAAGGAGGUGAGUUGUUGAAGAAAGCUCGAGAAGUGGCGGAGGCCAUCUUAAAGAACAAUCAGGACAUGGUGUUGAGGUACAAGUCGGUCAUUAACGAUGGCCUUCAGCUGGACCUUGGCCACGCUCUUGCGCUGGAAAAGGAGAGAGGGCAUGCGUAUUACAAUGGAAUGACAAAAGAGCAGUUCAAGAAAAUGCAGGAAUUUAUAGCUGGUCGGAGCUCCAAGAAACCUUCAAAGUUAUAGUCUAAACUAAACGACGAGUUUCCUGUCUCUGUUUCUACAGUUGUGCCAAUAAUAUGGCAAAAACUUGCCUCCUCACCGGUCAGUAGUUUCCCUUCCUCCUUAAAUUUGUUUAUAUAUGUAAUAUGUAAUUUGAUUUCAGUGGAUCAAAAGCAUCUGUGCAAUUGAUAUACUUAUAGAAAUAGAUAAAGUAGAAAAUAGACAGGUGUUUGGGCAAUAAAGUUGGAUUUUUGGUGGAA